Lachancea dasiensis is the source of this 1011-nucleotide messenger RNA. Lineage: Eukaryota; Fungi; Ascomycota; Saccharomycetes; Saccharomycetales; Saccharomycetaceae. The record is from the annotation of a GenBank genome assembly.
AUGUCAGGGCUCCAACGUCGUCGUGUGAAUAGAACAGAAUCUGAAGCUUCUGCGGGGCAUAACAACAAUGAUAGCAGUACUGCCGAUUCCAUCGAAGAAGAGAAUGGCAACAGGAAAGUCGCUUACGAUCCGGAGGAAGUUCUUUUGAAGAACAACAACUCUGUGCCCAAACUCACGAUCAUGGAGGAAGUAUUAUUAAUGGGGCUUAAGGAUAAAGAGGGGUAUCUGUCAUUUUGGAACGAUAAUAUCUCAUACGCGUUACGUGGGUGUAUUUUGAUUGAGCUAGCAUUGAGAGGCAAGAUUCAAGUGGUUAAUGAUUCUGCCAGAAAACGUUUUGAUGUGUCAGAGAGACUCGUUGAAGUCUGUAAUGCGACGAAAACAGGUGAGGUGCUUCUAGAUGAGGCCCUGAACCUGAUGAAGAACGAUGAGCCGCUAACGAUAGCCAAUUGGAUCGAUUUGCUCAGUGGAGAAACAUGGAACUUUAUGAAAAUAAGCUACCAACUAAAGCAAGUUCGUGAACGACUUGCCAAGGGCUUAGUUGACAAAGGUGUAUUGAGAACUGAAAUGAAAAACUUCUUCUUAUUUGAUAUGCCCACACAUCCAGUGGUGGACAGUAGCUGCAAGGAAUCAAUCAAGCGCAGAAUACUUUCAGUUCUGGUCUCUAGAAACAUGCAGCUCAAUUAUAACGAUUAUUUCCCCGAAUCUGUAUCUUUCAAGCUAAUAAGAACAUUGUCUCUGAUUUGUGGGGCAUAUGGUGCAAACGUUUUAGAGAAUGUUCUAUCUAGUCUUGAGUAUGAAAAGAGAGAUCGUGCUUUUGGUCGUGCGGAUGAGAUCUUGGCCCAGUUCUCUCAGUAUCCCUUCUCACUGGACAAGCCAACAGAGACUGGAAUCUCUGUAAACCUAAACAACGAGGCUCAAGAAGAAAUAGCCUCAAAUCCGAACGCGGAUUUGCAGUUGGAGGUUGUUGCUGGGGUAUUUGAAGUCUUUUCGCGAAUGGACACGCUACUGUGA